UGUCACAGCAACAAUUGCGCAAAAGUUAUUACAUACUCAAAAACGGCCAAAACUGUAUCGACAUUAUUAACAACUAACAUUGCUUCAACGUGCGGUUAUUCAAGAGUCUAAUUGACGUCUCGCCAAAACGAAUGGAGAUUUARAGUUCUUUGUUGAAACAACGUUUUGUCAAAAACUGAUAAAUAUCCGAACCAAAGAAGUCAUUAACUCUGGAAGCUCUUACGAUAAUAGCCAAGGAAUAUUAUACAAAGAAGAUCACUUUUCCGGUUUCUUUGAAAAGCAGAAAGGAAGGACAUUGUUUUUAAAAAACACUUUGAAGAGCCGGGUACAGAAAAACGUUGUACAAGCACUUUUGGCUGGAGUGGCUAACACAGAAAAACCAAAGGAGCACCAAAGAGCUGAGAGUUUGGAAAUUUCAGUACAUUUUCAGCUCCAGACUUUUCAGUUUGCUGCACUUCUUGUCUGAAUUAUUGAUGAUGUGGAGCGACUUGCUUGAGAAUAAUUAAMCACUGAGACGGUCGCUCGGAAACGAACGCCAGAACCUGUAAAACACAAGAAAAAACAGUGUAAGACCAUUAAAAAAAGAAACGAUACACUCCAGAGAAAAUCUUCAAAAAAGAACAAUAUUUGUACAAUCAAUUUGUUUCUAGGCAGUGGGAGCUGAUAAGAAAUAUCAACGAAAGACUAAAAGUCUAUGUUUUUUCCAUAACGAUGUGUGGUAUUUAAGUUAUUGCUCAUCUCAAGGUAUUGUGGCUGUCAUUUAUGGCCCCAGGAAGUCAUUGCUGACAAGUUUKGAUAUUAAAUUUCCCUACAUCACGCGACAAGUGAGUUUUAUAUCGAAUUUUCAAUCACAAAACCCUGGUAUAUAUGAAGCAAACACGAUGAAUAACAACCCUCCAAGACAACCRCUUAUAAGAAUMAGUAAAAAUGGCGAAAUGAGGCUUAAGAACAAGGUUAGUGUGGCCAUUUUAAAGGARAAUGCGUACGAAGAAAGAUCUUUAGGAACACAGCUCAUGACUUUGAAAAARCACCAAGCAAGACAGGACAARUAUAUGACUUACAGACAGCUUGAAUUCGCUACGAAACAGAUUGCUGUCUCAGAGGAAAGGCCYGUAACUAUUGCAGUCGAUACACGAAGGCAAAGUGGCCUUCAAGGCCAAAGUGGACUGCCACCAAUACAGACUGUCGCAGCAAGGAGACAAACUUCAAUGUUCACAACUCAAGAAUUUGGUAAAGUAGAAACAGAUCCUAACAGAAGAACUCAAGGYAAUUGGGAGAAGGCUGUCACGAUGGUGCGAAUGGCCGUUCAAAAUCGCAAGCCAGAUGAAUUCACAAAGAAACAGGAAAAAACAUUUAUUACGAGACAGUUUGAAGAUGAAGAACACUGUGCGGGAAACUUAGACGAUACGACAUUGCCUCCKCUAUCACACGAGAGGCCGACACGUGCUAAAAAAGGACAAAAAAUUUCAAGRCGUUUAACUUUUCCCGAAAUGAUCAAAGUGUCUCGAGAAAAGUCCAUGAUUGGGCUUCAAGAUCCAAGGUUUUUGRAGCUMGAAUCGUGUCUYGGUGGKGAACAGAAUGCAAAAAGCGCGCGCGGUCGACUAAUGACMACAAGAAGCAUAGACACUAACGCAACUAGCGAUCCUCUUCGCAAACGUAAGCUGAAAACGUCAUGAAAAUCCCCCAAAAAAUAAGAAAUAAACUCGCAGUUWAUGUAACAUAUAAAUAUACUGAAUUUUAAUCGAUGCGUGAGCCAAAAUAAAUUCAAAGUCUUAUACAAUUAAGAUGAGUAAAUAAAUCAGGAUUUGUGUU
This is a messenger RNA of Exaiptasia diaphana, 1812 nucleotides long. RefSeq lists its product as uncharacterized. Bases 882 to 1676 code for a protein of 264 amino acids. NCBI's taxonomy places the organism in Eukaryota, Metazoa, Cnidaria, Anthozoa, Actiniaria, Aiptasiidae. The transcript has a single exon. The record is from RefSeq and is a predicted model, not a curated record.